Penicillium alfredii is the source of this 1104-nucleotide messenger RNA. RefSeq lists its product as uncharacterized. The transcript has 3 exons. The coding region runs from base 1 to 1104 and encodes 367 amino acids. NCBI's taxonomy places the organism in Eukaryota, Fungi, Ascomycota, Eurotiomycetes, Eurotiales, Aspergillaceae. Gene Ontology annotation, molecular function: ubiquitin protein ligase activity; zinc ion binding. The record is from RefSeq and is a predicted model, not a curated record.
AUGGGCCAGGCCAUUCCUCCCACUGCUUCGGGCUCCGUCGCGCCCUGUGCAUCGCGAGCCACGCGACAGGAACUCCGCAGCACUAACACUACUGGCCAUGCGACGACGCCGAUCAAUCAGUCUCGAAAAAGAAAGGCGCAAAGUACGCCAACGUCAAAAAAUGCCGAAGUCAUUGAUUUGACCAGCGAUGAGCCUCCAAGCGCGGCCAAAAAGGCAAAACACCGACAGACCAAGCACACCAAGCAGCCAGAUGCAUACAUUAUCCCGGAGCAACGGGCUCGCAGGUUUCGCCACCAUCCACCGCAAACUUACUUGGCCAGAUUGGCCCGGGUGAGAACUCAGAGAAUGUUUAUUGUGGGCCAUACAGUGGGGGGAACGGAGGAGGUGCCGGAGAUCUCAUUUGACAUCAUUGGAUCCACAGGUAACCUCUACAAAACAAUCAUUGGGAAGGUGCCGACCUGCGACUGUCCGGACUCACGGAAGGGCAACCAGUGUAAACAUAUCUGCUAUGGUAUGAUCUUCUUCCCGUUCAUCCCUAUCAAAACCUACUAUUUUUAUUGUCGUGCUCUUGCUCAUGGCAUAUCAAGUCCUUGUCCAUGCUCUCAGGGCUCCAGGUCAUCUCCAGUACCAACUGGCUUUCCUGUCCUCGGUAAGCCUUUCGAAUACCCUAGUAUCGCGAAGGCUUGGCCUCAGCAGCUCGAGUCUAACACGUUUGCGUUCAAACAGGAACUGCGUGAAAUGUACGAGAAAUCCUCACUCAGUCGCAACCAGGACAUAUCAACCGAAGACAAUGGCGGUAACCGGAAGCCCAUCGAUGGCGAGUGUCCUAUCUGCUUCAUGGAAUUCGAGGCCGACGAAGCCAUCGUCUGGUGCAAAGCUGCCUGUGGAAACAACAUUCACAAGACUUGCUUCUCGCAAUGGGCAGCCAAGUCACCCACAUGCGGCGUCCGCUGCGUUUAUUGCCGCGCAACCUGGAAGUUCGACAGCCCUACCCUCAAUCUUGAAUCGCUCCGAAAUGCCGAAUCUCCCAGCGAAGAAGGCUACAUCAAUGUGGCGGAACAAUUCGGGUUGUCUGGUGAACGUGGUACGGAGCCAUCCCUGUAG